UCCUCCUCCCAUUUUCAAAGCGAAAGCCGAAGGUUUCAGAAGCUUUUUCCCGCCAACAAUGGCGCCCAAAUCCGAUAACACAGAAGCAAUCGUUCUCAGAUUCGUGAAUGAGCAAAAUAAACCACUGAAUUCUCAAAAUGUGGCUGAUGCGUUGCAAAAGUUCAACCUUAAGAAGACGGCAAUACAGAAAUCGCUGGAUACUCUUGCUGAUGGUGGAAAGAUUUCGUUCAAGGAGUAUGGUAAGCAGAAGAUAUACCUGGCUCGGCAAGACCAGUUUGAUAUUCCAAACAGUGAGGAGCUUAACCAGAUGAAGGAUGCAAAUGCGAAGCUGCAAGAACAGUUGGCUGAGCAAAAGAGGGCAAUCAGCGAGGUCGAGGGAGAGAUUAAAGCUUUGCAGUCAAAUUUGACCCUGGAACAAAUAAAGGAGAAAGACACCAAACUGAGAAAGGAGGUUAUGGAACUGGAAGACAAGUUGGAGAAAUUGCGAGGAGGAGUUACCUUGGUCAAACCUGAAGACCGCAAGAUUAUUGAGCAAAUGUACUCGGAGAAGAUAAGUCAGUGGAGAAAGCGUAAGAGGAUCUUCAAAGAUCUCUGGGACACUAUAACUGAAAAUUCACCUAAAGAUAUCAAGGAGUUCAAGGAAGAGCUUGGGCUUGAAUAUGAUGAAGAUGUUGGUGUGAAUCUUCAGUCAUUCAGUGACCUGCUGCCAAAGAGUAAGAAGCGGCCCAGAGGCUGGUGAUGUUUAUGGUGAAGUUAUGCAUAGUCAAAGUUUAGAAAUGAGUUCCCUGGUUUAUUUAACAAAGGAUAGUCCACUUAUGUAUAUUCUGCACUCUGGAGAUUAUCAUUUAGGUUUAUGUAUCCCCGUUGGUUAAAUUUACUGCUGUUACAUGCUGAAAUCUAGAUCUAAGGGGUUUUGACACAAGUCCUAGUGUCGGGCAUAGACACCAUUUUCUUGGUGUCUUGCUAAGCUGAAAGGGACUAACUUUGAGUUGCCUCUUCUUUCAUACUUCAUGAUUUAUGAGCC
Messenger RNA from Rosa chinensis, 1024 nucleotides. Its product is annotated as homologous-pairing protein 2 homolog. The transcript is spliced from 6 exons. Gene Ontology annotation, biological process: meiotic joint molecule formation; homologous chromosome pairing at meiosis; meiotic strand invasion involved in reciprocal meiotic recombination. Gene Ontology annotation, molecular function: double-stranded DNA binding; recombinase activator activity. The record is from RefSeq and is a predicted model, not a curated record. Gene Ontology annotation, cellular component: condensed nuclear chromosome; DNA recombinase auxiliary factor complex. The coding region runs from base 59 to 739 and encodes 226 amino acids. NCBI's taxonomy places the organism in Eukaryota, Viridiplantae, Streptophyta, Magnoliopsida, Rosales, Rosaceae.